Biomphalaria glabrata is the source of this 6200-nucleotide messenger RNA. RefSeq lists its product as uncharacterized. The record is from RefSeq and is a predicted model, not a curated record. Bases 163 to 903 code for a protein of 246 amino acids. Lineage: Eukaryota; Metazoa; Mollusca; Gastropoda; Planorbidae. The transcript is spliced from 8 exons.
AAACUAGGUAUUGAAAGAACAAAAGAAGCUUUAAGUAAUAAGGAUACUUUCUUUUAUAAUAUAACGUACCUGCUGAUACAAGGAUAAUAUGCUAAACAGUGGAGUACGGUUCCAGAAUUGUACCUAGUCAAAUGGGGAACAAGUAGAGAACAAUAUCAAGAAAUGGCUGGUGGAGUGAACUUAAAGCUACCAACAAAUGAAAAAGGUAUUGAUGAACUAUUUUCUCGUGGUUGUGCUGAAGAAGAAAGUAAUGAUAUACUAUGUUCUUGUGUUUUUCCUGAAGAAGAAAUCAAUGCAGUUACUGGUAGACAUUCUCCUUAUAGUUUUUCUGAAGAAGAAAAUGAGAGCCAGCAUUUUAUUUCAAAAGAAGAAAUUAACACAACGCUCAAAGAAUUUCUUGUUGCUUCCUUGAUAUACAUUGGGAAAGCUACUGGUACAGGCAUCAAGUUUAAUGGUAUAUGCUAUUCAGACAACGAAGAAAAUGAAGAACUCUUAGAAAUGUGCAAGACUGCUGCAAAGAACAUCAUUGCACUAGAAGAUGUUGAGACAAACGAAUUUCAGGAAACUACAGCCUUGGCAUUCUUAAACAAGUGUUUCUGUCGCAAAAUUGAGCAGCAAGAAGAUUUACAAGCUUCAACAAAUCUGAAACAACUAAAAGAACGGUCAACUAUUCUAGAGACAAUUCAUGAGAUCAUAUAUUAUCCGGAAAAAUUGGUGAUCAAAUCAGUAGAAACACUGACAAAGGACAUUAUAAGAGAAACUGAAUCUCUAGCAGAUAUGAAGAAUGAAAUAUUUUGGAUUAAUAUUAAAGAUUGUGAUUAUCAGCGCGCUAUCUAUGGUUUAAAUGAAGAGUUUGCAUCAUUUCAAAUCUUGAUCAGUUAUCACUUCAGCAUGAAAAUCUGAUAUACUUUCUUCUAACUUGGUUAGAUAUCAAUUGGCACAGGAAAAUAUCAUCCAAAUAUACAGAUUCGGAGCCUUAUAAUCAUGAAAUCAAUUUAAUAAAACUUGGAAUUGAUCCGGAUGUCUCAAAAGUAAUACACACCAGGAUUAAUGAAUCUAUGAGGGAAAUGCAAAGCUCUUUGUAUUGGGCAAAAUAUCACAUUGAAUCUUUUGUAUUUUCCCAUAUCUUGAUUAGCCAAUGUCAUUAUAUAUUGUUACCGUCGAAGCUUGAUACAUGGACACCAAGUAGUGAGAUUAUAAAUAAUGGAAACAUACAAUUUCAAACAAUUGAUGUCCUACAGAACAUAGAGUUUUAUAAGGCAUCAAAUACACGAAUAAUUACAGAUUUGCAAGUUAAACAGAGAUUUAGCAGCAAACAAAGUCAAAUUUACUUUCACGGUACAACAGUAGAGUUUCUGAGAGACACAGAAGAUGCGAUUCUACGUAAGGGUAUAGAUUUAGGUAGAGGCCACGCCAAACAAGACUUUUCGCACCGUGAUGACUUUUAUAUGUCCGACUCCCUUGAUGCUGCUAUAGAAUGGGGUAGAAACAAAGACCGAAAAGAUCACUGUGUUAUUGUUUUUAAUAUACGAGAUGAGUUAUUGGAUGCACGAGCACAGAGAGGGUUAGAAGUUUCUAAAGAUCAUGCUAAAUUUUUAAAAGUUGUCAAUUAUUUUCGUAAUGGAAAACCAACAAGCAACACAGACUUUAGUCCUAAUGAGUUGGCGGAAAUAAAUAACGCCAGGUUCAUCAAAGGUAAUAUAUGGGUUAGAAAUAAUGAACACGUCUUCUGUAUCAACAAUACAGCUGUUUAUCAAUUAUGCUUGAAGGAUCAGGAUUAUGCGAAAGCUAUUGAGAACUGCAUGUGUGGGAUAUUGUUUUACCCAAAUGGUAUCCCAUAACAAAGCUUCAUUUAUGAAAAGCAAACGCCAUAAAAUACAGACAGAUGAAUAAAGUAAACAUUUAUCUUUCUUGUCUGCCAUUCCACUUGAAAAUCUGGUAGGAAAGUUAAUGAAAGUAUACUAUAUUUUUUGUGAUUUUUUAUUAAAAGUUAAAAACGUCUGUUAUAUAUUCAUUAAAAAAAUAAUAUUUCAACGUUGUGAUAUCUAAAAAAACAACAAUGCGUCAUGAUCUUAUAGAAAGCGUAUCAAAUGUUAAAGAAAAAAUUAAACACGAGGAAAGAAUAUUGUACUCUCUGCAGAUAAUGCUUUCAUCUGUAACGUUGAGGAAAAUGAAGAGUUUUCAGUUUGAUCUUGAGGACCACGCUUACAUACUUUUAUUUCUUUAAUAUUUGGUUUUAAGUUUUAUGUUAACAACGCAUGUUAUGAGUCUUGUAAUUUUAGGUUGCCCAUGUUCAUGUAUUGACGUGCGUCAAAUUAAUAAGUAUGCAAUAGCACAAAAUGCUGUUGUAUUUUAAGAUACGUUGUAUUUAAAUUACUUCAAAAGGCCUUUUAGAUUAACACUAAACAUCAUAUCAUGUGUGUUAAUAAAAGUAAAACAAUGAAUUCAAAAUAUAGGCGAGAAAAAAAUAACAGUUAAAUACUGCUAAUCAAACGUACAUUGCCAAAUAGAAGUCUAUUAUAUGUCGGGUUUUAACUGUUCAGAGUGUCAUCGUGCUCCUACAGCAUACUCGGUUCACUUUGGUCUCAUCUCUUUGUGGAUACGUCAAGCUAGGAGGAAUGAGACAACUACGCUUUCUUGAUGCUUUUUUAUGGCCUCUUUCGGUAUUGAAACGACUAUGGAUCAUCUCACGGAAAUGAGAUGAAUGCUUGUGCAGAAAUGAGAUGUCUGGACAUUAGAUGGAGUUGGAACGAUUACACAAAAACAUCCGCGCCCCUCUCCAAGCAGCUGAAGUAUACAAAGGAGUGGCAAGUGGCGAUACAGUUUCGGGUCAGCUGCGUUCCAGGCAUUACUAGACUGUAGCAAUAAGUGUUGCAAGCUGUCUAAGGAUCGCCGGCUCUUGAUUUUUCCUCAAAAUUGACUUCCGAAGCCUUUCGCGUUAUAGGAUAUUACUGCAAGGCAGCAGAUUUUGAAAAAUUAAAUUUUAGAGUUUUCCUAUGUUGGUAACCAGCCAGUGGCUAACGAGCCCCUCCUGUCCGAAGCUUACUGGUUUAGACACCUGUUACUUGCCUUCGCCAAUGCUUCUGUUAGUGAAAACAUUACGUCAGAGGCUAAAUGACAAAAUGACAUUAUGUUCUGCUAGGUUGUCAUUGCUGAAAGUUGUAGUGGAUGUAAGCACUCCACUACCUAUAAAUUGCUUCCUAAUGGCAUUCGUCUCGAAUAGCCUCUGACAAUUAGCCCAACUCCGUGAUGCCUUUAGGUCCGUGAUUCCCAAAGUGGUCUAUAUAGACCCCCAGGGGUCUACGACGACUUCCAAGGGGUCUACAAACGUGAAAAAAGGAAUUAGGGGUCUGUGAGAUGUAAAUAGGGGUCUACGAGAGCGGAUCUUGUUUUAAGUAGGUCGGGAUUUUAAUUAAAAUCUUAAAAUAAUGGAAUUAACAAUCAUCUUAUACAAAUAUAUAUUAUUUACAUUUAAAUCAUUUUGUUUGAAUACCUCAUUUAAAUAGCUUAAUUUAGUUUACAUGGAGUUUAUAUUUAACAUGGCUAAAUUUAAUUAUAACAUUACACAGUGGUAUUUAUUUUUGAAAAUGUAUCUUCUUUCCAUGUCGAGCUUAUAUUGCCCAUGUGCUUUUUAUGCACCAAAGUGUUAUUUACUGACACUUUAAAAUCACCUAAGUUGGAGGAUUUUUUGAGACGAUGCCAUCCUGAUAAAAUGGAUGAAGAUUUGCAAAGCUUUUGAACAAUCAAUGAUAAAAUUUAGAGAAGAUCUAUAGUGGACAAAAUAUUUGCUUUUGCAUCAAUAAGUGAAAAUGAUGGUUAGCAAGUGUUUUAAAAUAUCUUUUACUUAUUCGACAUUUGGAAAACAUCACGUGAUAGAAGAACAAUUGCCAUCCAAUGAAGAAGUUUUAAGAACUAGUUUGUCCACAAACCUACAUCUGAUAGUAUUUCGGAAUUACUCUAAACAACAAAACCUGGUAAUAAACAUUUUUUAUUGGCGAAUGUUCGUUUUAUUAUAGAUAAAGAAAUCCACGAAAAGCUUCUUUUUGCAACAACCAAUAAUCAAUAUUUAAUGUUUUUGAAAGACUACUAUAAAGAAAAAGCAUUCCCUUUAACUAUAAUGCUAGUAGCAACGGAUGGAGCACAUUUCAUGGUUGGAUCCUAUUGAGGAUAGUGACAAAGUGCUAGAUAGCUUGAAGAUCUUCAAUUUGUUAGCAACGCAGUUCACCGAAGCAACACGUUAAGUACCUGCUCCUCGACCACAACUUUCAUCAGUUCGUCCUUCACACUGGAGAAUGAGAAGGUCGUCGAAAAGCUUUUGUUUAUUUUUUUUCUUUUUGACAUUGUAUCGGAGUACUUGGAUGUCAAAGAUCUUAUUUUAAACCGAAAGUUAAUUUCAGUAGCAUUAUACAUAGCUUUUUUUAACAGACUUGUAUCACAAAUUCAGUUAGGUUAACUAACAUGUGGUGAUAGGCGUAGCAAGGAUUUUUUUCGGUGGGGGAUGUUUUUAGCAACCCAAACCCACUCCGCCCAGCUACGCCAAUGCAUGUGACCAACUUAUUCCUUUUGUUUCUUAGAAAUAAUUAAAUAAACAGAUAGGAAGUUCAUAAAUCUGAAAAAUUUCAAUUCCGCAAUAUUAGCCAACCAGGGGGUCUACAAGUUUGGGAACUACUGCUUUAGGGGAUCAGCAAACACAAAACAUCGGAAGUAAAAUCUUAAUAUUUUCGAGUUAUUAUUCGGGAUUAAACGUUAAAAAAAUGUUAAAACGUGUAUAGUUUUGUGAAAACUGCGUUAUAUUGACGAGAAAUACUGGGCCUUCAUUGAUUUUAAAACUCAAACACAAGCUUUGUAAUUCUCGUUAAUAUAAAAAAACGUAUGUCACUCUGAAAUAAAAAAAAUUAUAAGAAAAUUAAAAAUUAAACUAAAAAAAAUUCUUUUCGUAUUAAUGACAUUUCAACCUGUUUUUACUUUAUGUCAUCAGAUGUAUUAAUUUCAUAAUUAUCUUAAUAUUCAUGUUCCUGUGUAUGUAUCGAAGAUAACAAUAUAUAGCUCACUUUGGUGUAUUCUAUGCACAAAAUAUAGAAAUGAUUGAUAAGUUGUGUAGUUUCAAAAGUACUGACAAUAUCUUUAGAACUAUUUUAGCACUAUGAAAUCAAAUUUCUAACAUUUGCAUCAUUUUUUUUACGAAUGUAUAUAGUCAGUAACUAUGAUCUUUCAUAUUGCACUCUGACUUUGUUCCAUAUCUUUUUAAUUCAAUCUUUAUUUUAAAUUUCUGCGUUUAAUUUUAGAUCAAAUGUUAGCGUCUCAAUUUUGUUGUAUCGCAUUAUAUUAGUUCUCUUAAGUUUUGUCUUUUUUUUUCAUUUGGUUAACAAGUGUAACUGGAUCUGACACGAAAAUAGAGGAGACGACUGUACAUAUUUUUAAUCGAAUAUAUUUACGGUAUAACUUGGGUACAAUAAAUUUGUAGUUUUGCUUACAUUUUUAAAUUUCUUCAUAAAUAAAACGACUUUUUCACAUUUGCCUUACAUAUUAUUGCCUACAUUAUUUUUUUGCCACAGGUCAUAUAAUACUUGUUAAAGCUAACAUAUAUUUGUUUAACCUUUUUGUAUAAUCUUGAAUGACAUAUAUUGAUAAAUCCAUUGAUAAUUAAAUUGGCAAGCUAAACAAGAAAUCGAUUGUAUCUACUUUUGUUUUAAUUUUUCAAAAUUCAUGAUUAUAUGUGCAGGACCACAGAUAAUAACACGAAACGCCGUUUGUAAUAAUUCUAUUAUGAAGUGGUUUAUGUAAACUUUAUUAUCAUUAAACGUGAGAUUCUUGUCCAUAGUUCUUACUUCUUCUAGGCUUCCCUUUGAGCCAACCAUGAUAUGUUUAGUACUAAUCAUUUGCGUCACCUAACCACAUAUUAAAAAAGCGCAUCAAUUUUCUAGCAUGCAUUUAAAGGUAACACACAACGCAACAAAUGAGCAAGUUUUGUCAUUCGUACUGCAAAAAGAUAAUUUCAGUUUUAAAAAGUUAAAUAUAAAAAGUAUUUUAAAAAUAAACCUUGCUUAUAUAGAGCAAAAGCCUUCAAUGAUUUUUAAUCAAUUACACGUGUACAUAUUUUACUCUUGUGAACCUUUUUACGCGUCUGCUGUCUUGCAUGUUGGCAAGGUUUAUUUUUGGGAUAGGGGAGAGUACCGUUAAACAGCUUCUAUUUGUCAUAG